AUGCUACGUCUGCUGCUCUUUCACCAUUUCGCUCCUCAUGCGAAUUCGUUGAGCAGGCGUGCGGCGUGCCUAAGCCUCUCCUCCAUACGUCCCCUCUCUGCGCCUUUCCCCACCACUCUGCACCUCGCUGCACGGCUCUGCACUUUGUCUCUCCUCCCCAGCGUGCCGGCCUUCACAGCGGAAGCAUUGGAAUCGCAUCUGAACCAGCAGGGUAAACAGUUACCUUUGAGGGUCAAGCGCCCGUACGAGAAAGGAUUGUCAAAGGCGGUGUUCGAUGCGGUGGAGAGCGGUGCGCUGGAGGAGGGGACCAGGGGCCCACACACCAAGACAUUCUACCACCUGCGGGUUAAAGACAACGAGGCGGAUAUGACAUACAAGCUGAUUUGCGCUCCUCACCCUGAUGGUACAAGGCUUAUCCUCACUAAGGUCAAGUGCCACUCAACGCGCUAUGCACUCAUCGACGUGGCUCGUCCUGUCAACGCUGUUGACUUUCGCUUCUUUCUCAGAAAGGAAUCCCGGGAGCAGAGGGAGCAGAGGGGCGUAGAUAGGCUCGGCAACAGGAGAGGCUCGGCGCCGAGGCUGCUAGGCGUGUACAGGAGGCACGGGAGGGAGGACCGGCACCGGCUGGAGGAGCUGACAGAGAAUCUGGAGGAUGGGGAAAGCACACUUUCUGGUAUCACUAUUGAUGUUCCCCCCGGCGGAGAUGACUAUAACGAAGGGGACUACAGUGCUGAGAAUGCUGGUGGUAGCAACAGCGGCAGUAUGGGGUAUACCGGGGCAGGGACGGUGAGCUACGGAGCAGGUUUGAGGCGUUUUCCAUCGGGAUUGGAAGGAAUGGAAGGGGUUGGAUCAGGGGGGGUUGGGUUUGAAGGGGUGGUGAGCGGUGGAGCGGGGCGGGUGGAGGAGGAGGAGGUGGAGGCGGAGUUGCUAGCGAUGGAGGCAGCGGUUGAGUAUAAUGUGAGGGUGGUGACGUGUCAGGGGUCCCCUGUGCGCUGGCACAACUGCCACGUGUGCGUGCGGCCCAAUGCGGUGCUGCUGGAUGCAGCUGGGUGCAUAGUGGUGGAUGGGAGGGAGCUGCGGGCACGAGAUGGCAGUCCGGUGGUGUUGGAGGAGCAAGGAGAGAGCCUCAUUCACGCCCUCAUCGACUUUUCCCCUCCUCUGGUCCACCUCUCCUUCAUCCACGCAUUUCUUGACCUUGACCCGCGGGCUGUGGUGCUGCAAGAAACGGCAGUGAGGGUGAACCGAUGGUUGAGUGACCGCCAGAACCAGCACGAGGUCGUUGCGCAGUUCCUCACAUGUGAUCGCCGGCUGUAA
This is a messenger RNA of Closterium sp. Naga37s-1, 1314 nucleotides long. The record is from the annotation of a GenBank genome assembly. Lineage: Eukaryota; Viridiplantae; Streptophyta; Zygnematophyceae; Desmidiales; Closteriaceae.